AUGGACGCCACCAAUAAUUAUUCGGAGAAUUUUGUCACCCAACUUCACCAGACUGUUGUUUUUUCCACUCACACAAGAUUUCUGGACAACGGUGAUAGUACGACUGAGAACGAAGCUCAUCAGCCCCAAGUCCAAAUUACUCGCCGUCCCGUCGAAACUCUUAGUCGAUUCGGUCACCUCGAUCAAGUGUCCAGAUUUAAUAAUCUUUGGACCAAAAAGGCAUGGUCGUCGGAACUGUUGACUCUUCGAGAUCGUCAGGAGAUCAGCGCUAUCUCGACCUCGCGAAUUCAUGUCACAGAAAAAAUGCGGAAAACAAAAUUCAAGUUCAAUGCCCUUCCUGUUGAAAUCCGAGAGAUGAUAUAUGAAUACACUCUUCUCAGACCUCUUAAGAAGAAAAAUAAAUCCACAUCUAAAGCACCUGUGUUCCUCAGCGCCCUAAAGAUGUACGGCACGCAGAGCCUGUAUAAUGAAGCGAAGACUACUUUUCAUUCUAUCAACCAAUUCACAUAUAAUAUUGUGAAAACUAUCGAGUUUGCGGAUCGGGAAGUAUGUGGGAUGUUUCGAAAAUUACUUUUGAUUAUACCUUCCACCUUUACGCCAUUAUCACAGAUCCCAACCCAGAUGUCUCUCCUUUAUUCUUCUCUCCGUCAUUUAACACUUCGCAAGAUGUUCUCCUACGAACAAGGCGGAUUCGAAACGUUUAUCACAAUCUCAUUGCCGAAAUUUGAGAGAUUGAUCUGUGUGAAAGUCGAAUGCGAGUAUGGGAAAUUUCUCACUUCAUCCUUCGUUCAAAAUCAAGACAGAUGGAUAUCUCUGUUGGACAAAAUGAUCACAGGGGAGAAUGGGGAGUCUGUACAGGGCAUUCGAAUGGGAGAUAAAAUCAAUGGCACGAAACCUAGUACUCCUACGUGGGUUUGGAAGGUUGAAAAUCGCGACUCGGGAAAAACCAGAAUGAUGGAUGGUAUGCAAAGAGAAAUAAACUUGGUUAUUAAGCAUAGAGUUUCUCAUGUCAAAUUUUAG
Botrytis byssoidea is the source of this 1020-nucleotide messenger RNA. RefSeq lists its product as uncharacterized. Bases 1 to 1020 code for a protein of 339 amino acids. Lineage: Eukaryota; Fungi; Ascomycota; Leotiomycetes; Helotiales; Sclerotiniaceae. The transcript is spliced from 2 exons. The record is from RefSeq and is a predicted model, not a curated record.